Messenger RNA from Pisolithus orientalis, 1239 nucleotides. RefSeq lists its product as uncharacterized. Gene Ontology annotation, biological process: transcription elongation by RNA polymerase II; poly(A)+ mRNA export from nucleus; post-transcriptional tethering of RNA polymerase II gene DNA at nuclear periphery. Gene Ontology annotation, molecular function: RNA binding; double-stranded DNA binding. Bases 1 to 1203 code for a protein of 400 amino acids. The transcript has 12 exons. The record is from RefSeq and is a predicted model, not a curated record. Lineage: Eukaryota; Fungi; Basidiomycota; Agaricomycetes; Boletales; Pisolithaceae. Gene Ontology annotation, cellular component: transcription export complex 2.
AUGUCACUUCCUUUUUCGACGUUUUUGUUAGAGCUCGUGCAAGCCGUAUCAGCUGAGGAUGGACAGCGUUUGGCGUACCUCCUCAGACCAACAAGCCCACAUGGAAAGGAUUUGGUGAAAGAGUUCAGGAAUCCAUCGCGUGAGGCGUUGACCUCGCAGUACGGCGGAUCCAUCGACACGCCGUGGGAUGAGAUUGCUGUGCGAUAUGUUAUGGUGACAACACAUGUCGCUAGAAAACGACCGGGAGAAGCCUUUAGUGAACAGUCACAGCUUAUAUCGCUAUUUUUUCGCUUCUUUACUCAAAAUACAGGUUGGACACUGCCUGCCCUAUUUUCCAUGCUGCGUGACUUGCGAGAUCUUGCACAUGAUGCGGAUUUCAAUGGAAGGUACAACGGGCAGAAUAGCGAGUGCAUGGAGAGUGCUGCUGGAGUAGUCGCAAAAGCUUUCAGUAUGUGUAUGACGGAUAGGACGUCACCCCCGGAUCUGUCUCGCAAGUGGGGAAUAUACUAUGUUGUCGGCCUCAUUAUGAAGUGUUACUUUCGCGUUAGGCGAAUAAACCUAUCAAAAAACAUAUUGCGAGCGUUGGAGGCGAAUCCUGACAUACCCCAGUUGUCUGCGUACCCUCGUUCACAUCAAGUCACCUACCGGUACUACUUGGGCAUGCUCAGUUUCCUGAACGAGGAUUAUGCAAAGGCUGAGCAGGAGCUCACCCUUGCGUUUUACCAUUGUCACGUUGACGCUCACCGUAAUCAGGAGCGAAUACUCACGUGCUUGAUUCCUCUGCGUAUUCUGCGUGGUCAUCUGCCCGCAGCCGGGCUCAUGCAGCGGUUUCCUGUACUGGAUGAGUUAUUUUCAACUUUUAUUGCCGCAAUUCGCACAGGUGAUAUUUCCGCGUAUGACGCUGCUCUCGAACGCUGGGAACACCGUCUCGUUGAACUUAAUCUCUGGAUAACGAUUGAGAAGGCUCGCGAGCUCUGCAUCAGAGGUCUGUUCAGACGCGUAUGGGUAGCCACCGAUAGAAGCACCCGAAUCCCAAUAUCGAUGUUCCAUUGUUCACUGCGACUGUCAGGAAACGACGUGUCGGUGGAAGAGGCGGAGUGUUUUGAUACAUACAUCUCUCACGAAAAGCAGAUGGCAGUUUUGGCCAAUGCCAACGCCUUCCCCAGACUGGGAGAUAGGCCCACGCCCUAUGCACUGCUAUAGCACUGCCCCUCACAAUAUAUUUUGACACGGGUGGUC